Messenger RNA from Jatropha curcas, 3791 nucleotides. RefSeq names its product Guanylate-binding family protein. Gene Ontology annotation, molecular function: GTP binding; GTPase activity. The record is from RefSeq and is a predicted model, not a curated record. Lineage: Eukaryota; Viridiplantae; Streptophyta; Magnoliopsida; Malpighiales; Euphorbiaceae.
UCCAGAGUUGGUUGGGGCAAUCUCGAUUAAGUCCAUUACAGUAAUUUCACUACUUCCUGUGAACUUUAUAAAAAUAAUAGAACAAGAGAGAAAUUAUCUCCUCUUUCCCUCUUCAAUUUUAAACCCGACUGACUAAGGAAGGUCGAAAGGGAAGGGAAGAAACCGAAAAAGGCAGAAGCAGAGAGCUAUAAACUAAAGGACAGCAGAUCACAGAAUUACCACCAGCAACACCACCACCACCACCACCACCAUCACCACCAACAGGAUGUUCAAAAUCUUCAAUAGAGGGAAAGAAUCCGUCAGCGAUUCCUCACCGCAAGCCUCAAAUUAUUCAUCUCCAUUGACAUCGCAUUCUUUGUCGGCGUCUCCGGUGACUGGGCCGGCGAGACCAAUCAGGCUGGUCUACUGCGAUGAGAACGGGAAGUUCCGUAUGGAUGCAGAAGCAGUUGCCACGCUCCAGCUGGUUAAGGAACCAAUCGGCGUCGUUUCGGUUUGCGGUCGUGCUCGCCAGGGCAAAAGCUACAUUUUGAAUCAGCUUCUUGGAAGAAGCAGUGGAUUUCAAGUGGAUUCAUCUUAUAAACCAUGUACAAAAGGACUGUGGUUGUGGAGUGCGCCCUUAAAGAGAACAGCUCUUGACGGAACUGAAUACAAUCUGUUACUGUUAGAUAGUGAAGGAAUAGAUGCUUAUGAUCAAACUGGGACAUACAGCACUCAGAUAUUCUCCUUGGCAGUUCUCUUAUCGAGCAUGUUCAUUUACAAUCAGAUGGGUGGUAUAGAUGAGGCUGCACUUGAUCGUCUCUCUCUCGUCACUCAAAUGACAAAACAUAUUAGAGUGAGAGCUUCAGGAGGAAGGACUACUGCUUCAGAGAUUGGAAGUUUUUCUCCUAUAUUUGUUUGGCUUCUGAGGGAUUUCUAUCUGGACUUGGUUGAAGAUAACAGGAAAAUAACACCCCGUGACUAUCUAGAGCUUGCUUUGAGGCCAGUUCAAGGUACUGGAAGAGAUAUAGCUGCCAAAAAUGAGAUUCGGGACUCCAUUCGAGCUCUCUUUCCAGAUAGAGAAUGCUUCACCCUUGCAAGGCCUUUGAAUGAUGAAGAAGAUCUUAAGCGACUGGAUCAAAUAUCGUUGGACAAAUUAAGGCCAGUGUUCAGAGCUGGACUGGAUGCACUGACAAAGUUUGUUUUUGAAAGAACAAGGCCCAAGCAAGUUGGGGCCACCAUAAUGACAGGCCCGAUUCUUGUAGGUAUCACAGAAUCUUAUUUGGAGGCUCUCAAUAAUGGUGCAGUGCCCACAAUAUCCUCUUCAUGGCAGAGUGUUGAAGAAGCUGAGUGCCGAAAAGCUUAUGAUGCUGCCAUCGAGGUUUAUACGUCCACCUUUGACCGAUCAAAGCCACCUGAGGAGAUUGCUCUGAGGGAAGCACAUGAAGAAGCAGUUCAAAAAUCACUUGCUGCAUUUAAUGCUAAUGCUGUAGGGAUUGGUACAGCAAAGAAAAAAUAUGAAGCGCUUCUCCAGAAGUUCUUCAGGAAGACAUUUGAGGACUACAAGAGGAAUGCAUAUAUGGAGGCAGAAUUGCGAUGCUCAAGUGCUAUACAAACCAUGGAAAAGAGGCUCAGAGCAGCAUGUUAUGCUUCUGAUGCAAAUAUGGAUAAUGUUCUGAAGGUUCUGGAUGGGCUUCUCUCUGAGUACGACACAUCAUGUCAUGGCCCUGGGAAAUGGCAGAAGUUAGCCAUUUACCUACAACAAAGUUUGGAAGGUCCAAUACGUGACCUUGUCAAAAGGCUUCAUGAUCAAAUUGGUUCCGAGAAGAGUUCCCUCUUGUUAAAAUGUCGAUCAGUUGAGGAGAAGAUGGCAUUGCUUAGCAAGCAACUGGAAGCUAGUGAGAAACACAAGUCUGAAUAUAUGAAACGUUAUGACGAGGCUAUCAAUGACAAGAAGAAGCUUGCUGAUGACUAUAUGAAACGCAUAUCUGAUCUACAGAGUAAUCGCAGUUCAUUGGAUGAGAGGUGUUCUAGCUUAGCAAAGCAAUUGGAAUCUGCUAAGCAAGAAGCCUCAGACUGGAAGAGAAAACACAGCCAACUUUUAUCAAAACAGAGAGCUGAUGAAGACCAGAUCAAUUCAGAAAUUAGCGUUCUCAGGUCACGGAGCACUGCUACAGAAGCCAGGCUGGCUGCUGCUCAUGAACAAACUAAGGCAGCUGAAGAAGAGGCAGCAGAGUGGAAACGGAAGUAUGACUUUGCUUUAACAGAGACAAAAACUGCUCUAGAGAAGGCGGCUCUUGUGCAAGAAAGAAAAAGCAAAGAAAUACAAUUGAGGGAAGAUGCUCUGCGAGAAGAAUUUUCUAGCCGUUUGGCUAAAAAGGAAGAGGAAAUAAAGGAGAAAAAUCUGAAGAUGGAGGAAGCUGAACAGCUUUUGACAACCUUAAACUUGGAGUUAAAGGCUGCUGAGUCAAAAAUCAAGAGUUAUGAUUCUGAAACAUCAUCCAUGAAGUUUGAAAUCAAAGAGUUGAGUGAGAAAUUAGAGUCUGCCAAUGCUAGGGCCCUAUCUUAUGAGAGAGAAGCUAGGAUACUGGAGCAAGAGAAGAUCCAUCUGGAACAGAAGUACCGAUCUGAGUUUGAAAGGUUUGCAGAAGUCCAGGAUAGGUGUAAUCACGCUGAAAAGGAAUCCAAGAGGGCAAUUGAAUUGGCUGAUAAAGCACGUGCUGAGGCGGCAUCUGCUCAAAAGGACAGGAGCGAGCUCCAGAGAGUGGCAAUGGAAAGAUUAGCUCAACUUGAGAGAGCCCAGAGGCAUAUUGAAAAUUUGGAAAGAGAGAAAAAUGACUUGGCAGAUGCAGUGGAUAGAAUGCGCAUUUCUGAAAUAGAAGCUCUCUCAAAGGUCUCACUUUUAGAGACAAGAGUUGAAGAAAGGGAGAGAGAAAUAGAGUCACUACUGAAAUCAAAUAACGAAGAGAGGGCAACUAAUGUUAAAGCCCUACAGGUUCUUCUGGAUGAUGAGCGCAAAGCCCAUAAUGCUGCAAACAAGCGAGCAGAGGACUUAUCUCUGCAGUUGGAAGCAGCACAAGCAAAACUUGAUUUGCUUCAACAACAGUUGACUUCAGUCCGUUUGAAUGAGUCAGCACUAGACGGUAAGCUCAGGGCUGCUUCCCAUGGGAAACGUAUGAGAACUGAUGAUGCUGAGAUGGGGGUAGGAUCCGUUCAAGACAUGGGCGCAAAUGACAGGAUUGUAAGACAGAGUAAGAAAUCGAGGAGCACAACAAGCCCUAUGAAGUACACACAGCCAGAAGAUGGUGGAUCAGUGUUCAAGGGAGACGAAGAUAACCAGAGUCAGCAAACUGACCAAGAAGAUUAUACGAAGUUCACGGUGCAGAAACUUAAGCAGGAACUCACAAAACACAAUUUUGGUGCUGAACUCCUCCAGUUGAAAAAUCCAAACAAAAGAGACAUCCUUGCUUUGUAUGAGAAAUGUGUUCUCCAGAAGUCCUAAGAGUUUUGAUUAUUUGACUUGUAUAUGAGGCUGGUGCUUGUAAUCUACUGGUAGUUUAAUUAAUAGAUCAGUGUGAGCUUAGAGGUAAGUUUAAGUUCUGAAUGGGCAAUUAUCUUUAACGUUUGUAUUGGGUUUGGAAAGUUGAUUUGAUGUAACUGUAAGGGGUUUGUUCAUGGUGUGAUGAGGGUAAAAAAUCUUUUAUUUAUCUCCUUUACUUUUCUAAAUUGAAUCUAUGAAUAGAUACUGGAGUUGAUUGACUGUGUGAUGAUUGAUGUAAUUGACACUAAGAAAGAAGAGUGGUUUCUUUUUUCAA